Morus notabilis is the source of this 2883-nucleotide messenger RNA. RefSeq names its product G-type lectin S-receptor-like serine/threonine-protein kinase At1g11410. Gene Ontology annotation, molecular function: protein serine/threonine kinase activity; ATP binding. The coding region runs from base 77 to 2584 and encodes 835 amino acids. NCBI's taxonomy places the organism in Eukaryota, Viridiplantae, Streptophyta, Magnoliopsida, Rosales, Moraceae. The record is from RefSeq and is a predicted model, not a curated record. Gene Ontology annotation, biological process: protein phosphorylation; recognition of pollen. The transcript is spliced from 8 exons.
CUGAACCAUGGAUUAUUCUCACCAAAACAAAUCCUUUCCUUUGCCAAAAUAAACAUUAACCAAACACAGCUACAACAUGAACUAUGCCAAAGCUCUCCUGAAAUCACUUCUUCAAAUCUUUAUUCUCCACUAUUGUUCUGCUUCAGACACUCUACGCUUUAACGAGUCAAUCAAAGACGACGGUUCGGUCUUGGUCUCUGAUGGAAAUACUUUCGUUGUGGGCUUCUUCACCCCCGGAAAAUCCAGCUCUAGAUAUCUCGGAAUUUGGUUCAAUUUCUCUAAAGAAAGAGUCAUUUGGGUGGCCAACAGAGACAGUCCCAUCAACGACACAUCAGGAGUUCUCUCUUUCAAUCCCCACGGAAACCUCGUACUGAUCUCCGACAGCCGAAACAUCUCACUCUGGUCGACCGAUGUUUCGGCCUCGUCCGUUAGCAGCAUUGCAUUCGAAGCUAAAAUCUUGGAUUCUGGAAAUUUCGCUUUGUUUUGGGAUGGUGAGAUCGUAUGGGAGAGCUUUGAUCACCCGACGAAUUCUCUGCUGUCGGGGAUGAAGGUGGGGCCCGACUUUAGGAAGGGACUGAACCGGGUUGUCCGGUCGUGGAAGUCACCGGACGACCCGGGGACGGGGAAUUGCUCGUUGAUCAUGGAACCAAAAGGCUCUCCGCAGCUGAUCCUUUACAAGGACCGUGCGAAAUGGUGGCGAGCCGGGCACUGGAACGGCCAGCAAUGGGGAGGCAUCCCGGCUUUGAGCUCCUUACCCCGCGCCAACUUCUUCAACAUCACUUUCACCGAUAAUUCGGAUGAGAUCACGGUGGUGUGGAGCGUUCUAGACCCUUCGAUCUUGACCUACAUAAACAUCGACGAGUCUGGAUUCCUCCGGCAGUUUGCCUGGCAGGGACGGGACUCAGGCAAGUGGUCAGAAAUCUACACCGCACCGGGGGACAAGUGCGACCAGUACGCAUAUUGCGGGAAGUAUGGGACGUGCGAUCCGUACAACGUGAAUGGGUUAGAUUGCGGGUGCCUCCCGGGGUAUGACCCCGUGUCGCCGCACGACUGGGCGCUUAGAGAUUGGUACCGCGGAUGCAGGAGGAGAGAAGGCGCCCCGAGCAUGUGCCGGAAUGCGGAAGGGUUCGUUAAGGUCGAGAACGUCAAGGUCCCCGAUGCGUCGGCCACGGUGGUGGAUCGGAGCUCGGGGUUGAAAGAGUGUAGGGAGGAGUGUAUGAGGAACUGCUCUUGCUUGGGAUAUGGAGUUGCGGAUGUGAGGAAUGGAGGAAGUGGGUGUAUGAGGUGGCAUGGAAGUUUGAUGGACAUCAAGCAGUUUAUACGAGGGGGACAAGAUUUGUAUGUCCGUGUGGACUCAAUUGAAUUAGCUAACUAUGAGAAUUCGGAUGGGCUCUCGACAAAAUGGAUAGUGGCGAUUGUAGUACUGGCAAUUGCUGCUACUUUACUCAUCGUUGGCUCUGUUUUGUACUGGUUAAAGAGAAUGAAGGGAAAAGGAAGACAUGUCCUCGGACAAACAGCAACAUCGCGCAAUGAUGUUUCGGCAGGUUCGACUGGAUUUGAAGAUUCUCCAAGUAAAACUGGUGGAGAGAAAACAGAUGUACGUUUCCUUGACUUGAGCACUGUUGUGGCGGCAACGGACAAUUUUUCGUCCGCAAAUAAGCUAGGGCAAGGUGGCUUUGGCUCAGUGUACAAGGGUGUUCUAGCUGAUGGACAGGAGCUAGCCGUAAAAAGGUUGUCACAAUUUUCAGGGCAAGGUGUAGAAGAAUUUAAGAAUGAAGUUCUUCUGAUUGCGAAACUUCAGCAUAGAAAUCUUGUGAGGCUUCUUGGUUGCUGCAUUAACAGAGAAGAGAAGAUGCUUAUGUACGAAUACAUGCCAAACAAAAGCUUGGACUUGUUAUUGUUUGACAAAAACAAAAAGUCAUUGUUGGAUUGGAGAAAGCGUUCUCAAAUUAUUUUCGGGAUUGCUCGAGGACUCUUGUAUCUGCAUCAUGAUUCAAGACUAAAGAUCAUCCACAGGGACCUGAAAGCAAGCAAUGUUCUACUUGAUGCCACAAUGAACCCCAAAAUUUCAGACUUCGGUAUGGCUAGAAUGUUUGGAGAUGACCAAAUAGAAGCAAACACGAACAAAGUGGUUGGAACAUACGGUUACAUGUCGCCAGAGUAUGCAAUGGAAGGGUUAUAUUCAAUGAAGUCCGAUAUCUUUAGCUUUGGAGUUCUGACCUUAGAAAUCAUUACGGGCAAGAAAAACAGCAACUUCAAUGAGGUUUCGUCUCUUAAUUUGGUUGGACAAGUAUGGGACUUAUGGACAGAAGGAAAUGCCUUGGAAAUAGUAGACGAAUCAUUGGGUCAGUCAUAUCCCAGUAAUCAAGUACUGAGAUGGAUUCAAAUCGGUCUCCUAUGUGUGCAAGAGCUCGCGGCAGAUCGGCCACCCAUGCUAGAAAUUUUAUUCAUGCUCGGUAAUGAGACGCCUCUUCCAUGUCCUAAAAGACCAGCCUUCAUCUACAAAAACUCCGGUAGCGAUACCUCGACAUCUAGAGGAGUUUCUGUAAAUAAUAUAACGGUUACAGUGAUGGAAGCGCGCUGAAGUUUCGGGCUUUGCCUUAAGUUUUGCCUCAUUUUAGUAUUCGUAUUUUGUUUCACAGCGGGGGAUUUUCUUGCCUUGCGCUGUUUUUGUCAACAACGUGCAUUGGAAAGAGCUCGAAGUGACUAGGAUUUCAUUGCGGGAGAUGAAUUAAAACCAGUAACUAAUUUGCUAAUCAAAAUUUUGUGCUUUAGAUUGUACAUACAUGAUACGUUUGUCCAAUCUUAUUGACGAAAAAUGCCGCGCAUUAAGAAGUACUAUCUCAUCACUAAUUAUUUUUGGCAAAGGCAUCAGUGUCUUCA